AUGGAGUCCCCACGUGACCUGAGGCGGCUGUGGGACUGCAUUUUGGCCAUGGGGGACAAUGAUGUUUACUAUUCCGAGGCUUGCACAGGCCUUAUUGUCACAAGUUUUUAUGGAGAGAAGUUGCAGAUGGUACUAAAAUAUCUACGAGACAAGUUCUUUUCUUACACCUGGUCUACCUUGGAGUCCUUCAGCCAGGAUGACUCCGCCCAUACCAGGAUCACAGCCCUUAAAGGUAUCAUUAAGUAUUCCCGAACCGUAUGCUCAUCAAUGAGCUUUAUUCAUUCACAUUAUUGCAAGGAGCUCCUUGUUGAUUUACUUACUCCUGAGGCCAAGGAUGCCUCGUUUAGCUAUAACAGCAAGGACCUUCUAAGUCCCAUUUACAACCGUCUUUGCACCCUCCGUGAACUGUAUUGUCCUAGUGCAUUACGGGGAGCCAGUGUGCAAAGACCCAACCUUUAUAUUGAAGGCAUUCGUGUAGCAACAACGCCAAUCAAGGAGGUUCUUCUUCUCUAUAGCGAGCUCUCACCAAAUCACAAAGAGGAAGUCCAGGAGAUGGUAGAGGGAGCGCUCUUAUUUGAUGCGGACAGGUACUUAUUGGACUUCACAGAGUUUGUAUCUGUACAAUUGAACGCACCCUUAGGUUGCCAUGCAGUGGAGCUCUUUCAUCGCUUGUCCAUCUUUGAAGAGGAAAUGCUAUCUGCGCUGCAUCAGAUACUUCCAGUGGAAUCCAAAUUCGAUCCAGCGCAGACCCUGGCUCGAGUGUGCAAUGCCGCUAUCUGUCUAGGCGUGAAAAUGCAUCCCGAAAGACACUGGGAAGGCAUAAGAAUUAUUGUAGAUAAACUAGUAAAAGAAGAGAUUCCUGUAUGCAGUACAAUGGUGUCAUUUAUGGAUCAUACCAUCCUUGCCUUCAUAAUGAACAAACGACACAGAGAGUUUGUGGAUAUCAUGACUAACAUAGUAUGCAGAGGACUUACUGCCGCCAACGACGUACAGUGCCUCUUUAGAUCUCUAUUCAGAGUAGACACUUUGACCAAUCAUACGGGUGUACACUACGCAAAGCUCUUGGACACAAUCCAUAAUAGAUUAAAUAGUGUUAUCAGCAAUGGAAGCUGCUCCAUCAAGGAACAAAUAGGACUAUAUGCAGCAGCGUUUAUCAACUUCCACCAUGUGAGGGGAGAGAUGGAAGCCCUGACAAAGAUCAUGCCUCACAAACCAUUAUUCUUUUGCAAACUGUUUGAAGAACGGAUAUUGUUGGAUCUCUUUUCACGUAUGACUGCACUGCGACUGGGGUUAACCUUCAUGGAUCAACAUCUUGACAAACUAUCCUAUAUUCUGGCCGAGCUGGAGCUGUUCACGGUGCUAGCAUCCAUAUUUACGCCAUGCCUUACUCAGCUGUAUGCAUACGUGCUUACCAUUUCAACAGGGUGUAGAGAGGCACGUCAGAUUGAAGCGAAAUCGAAAGCUUUGUAUGCUUUUGUCACGACAUCAGGGUGGAAGAGCUCGAUGCCAAAGAUAGCUGGGCUAAUAGCUACAUUGGUCCAGCCAGUAACAUCCAGUAAUGUUGAGAUAGGAUUUUCGAAUAUUCGCUUGCCAGAGACAGUAAAGACAGCCCUCUGUGAGGCCAGAUUUGCCGCCAUAAAUGUCGGAGCCGAUGACAGGCUGAGAGUGGUCCGCGAAGAUUGCCUUCGCAAACUAACAAGAAACAGUUGUGACACAGAUUGCUUAAAUCAAUUGGUAAGUGCAGGUUACUUUUAUGUAUCAAUAUCUCCAGAAGAUAUGAACUUCCCAUUGAAGCUCACAGAUUCCUUAAGCAACAGAACCAGAAGCGAUAACAAUACCAAUAGCAAUAGCGGUAACAAGGAACCAAAGAAACUGGAGAUCAUGGCACGCCUGUCGCGGAUGGUGAAGACAUCAGGAAGGAUCUCUGUUGAAGAUCUGGUAAAUGCUUGCCAUGAACACUAUAAAGCAACCAGUACCAUUACCAAAAGCGAAAUAUCAGACAUAGUUCAGCGUCUCACUGAGUCUGACGUACUAGAGUGGACGGGAGAGAAGAUGCUGCAAUGGCAUGAUUAA
Giardia duodenalis is the source of this 2073-nucleotide messenger RNA. RefSeq lists its product as uncharacterized. Bases 1 to 2073 code for a protein of 690 amino acids. The transcript has a single exon. The record is from RefSeq and is a predicted model, not a curated record. NCBI's taxonomy places the organism in Eukaryota, Fornicata, Diplomonadida, Hexamitidae.